AAGCUUAUAUAUAAGCGUCAGGAAGGCGAAAACCAUAAUCUUCGUAAAAUUAAGAUUUGUUCAUGGGACUCAUGUUCUAAUCGAUGAACUGAAUUGCCUCAGAAAAAUAUGGAUCAACCAAGUCAAUCCACUUCAAAGAAAGUAGAAAGACGCAUAAUUGAGAAAAAUAGGAGAAAUCAGAUGAAAUUCCUCUACUCCAGGCUCAAUUCCCUCCUCCCUAAUCACAACUCCAAGGAGCCAGUAUCAGUACCUGAUCAAAUAGAUGAGGCAAUAAACUACAUCAAAAGUCUAGAGACAAAGCUGAAGAAAUCUAAGGAGAUGAAACAGAGAUUAACAGGCAGAAAAAGAUCAUAUCCAUGCACAAACUUUGAAGAAAAGGCGACCGUAAAAUCUCCGAAAAUCGAAAUCCGUGAAAUGGGUUCUACCACGGAGGUCGUUUUGGUAACUGGGCUAGAUAAACAGUUCAUCUUCUACGAAAUUAUUCACAUUCUUCAUGAAGAACAAGCGGACGUGCUGACUGCCAGUUUUUCGAUUGCUGGGGACUCGAUUCUCCACAUAGUGCACGCAGAGAAUCUGGGAUCUUCAUUCGAUUUUGGAGCUGCAAAAGUGACUGAGAGGCUGAAAAGACUAGUUUACGGAUCCACCAGUGACGUAGAUCAACUGGAGCCAGACCUGUGGGACUUCAAUAUCCAUUCUGAACCGUGGGAUUUCUGAAGAUAUAUAAUGUAUUAAUGUGAAUGGUUGAAAUUAAUUCCCAUGGUAGCCAGAUAAAAGUUGAAGCCUAUAAAUUUAUCGGAAAUGGUAGCCAUGCAUGUAUUCCUCCUCGCGAUAACAGAUUUGAAGAAGAUGCAUUAUAACCUGAUUGAUCUUAGUUUGGGUUCCAAAUGUUUUCGGAUUUAGUUGAUCCUUACAUGAUAUAUUACUGAUUGGACUUGUUAAUUUGCUCUUUAACAAGGUUACUUCCAACUAGCUUGAACUUAUCGA
Molecule: messenger RNA, 984 nt
Organism: Carya illinoinensis
Lineage: Eukaryota; Viridiplantae; Streptophyta; Magnoliopsida; Fagales; Juglandaceae
Product: transcription factor bHLH162-like
Exons: 3
Coding region: 109-714 (201 amino acids)
Biological process (GO): regulation of transcription by RNA polymerase II
Cellular component (GO): RNA polymerase II transcription regulator complex
Molecular function (GO): DNA-binding transcription factor activity, RNA polymerase II-specific; protein dimerization activity; RNA polymerase II transcription regulatory region sequence-specific DNA binding
Source: RefSeq, a predicted model, not a curated record